UUCAACACACACACAGCAGUCAUGGCUUCUGCAACACCGGUGGCGAACGCAGAUGCCAACAGACUCACGGGAGGUGGACAAACCCAGACGCCUGAAGACGUGAACAGCUUCGCUCAGAAGAAGAGCGCAGCGAUGAGCAUGCUGGACGUAGCGUUGUUGAUGGCGAAUGCGUCUCAGCUGAAGGCCGUGUUGGAGGAGGACUCGUCCUUCAGCUUCUACAUACCACUCAUCACACUUAUCAGCAUCUCACUCAUCCUGCAGGUCGUCGUCGGAAUUUUGCUCGUCUUUGUCGUGAAAUGCACUCUGCGAAGCGAAUGGCAACAAGACCAGAUGAAAAAACUGACAAACAUGUCCACAGUCUGCGUCUUAAUCAUCGUCAUCGUGAAUGUCUUAAUCACGGCGUUCGGUGUGCAGAGACCCAGAAGAAGCAUCUGAUCCACCUGGAGAUUGCACGCAUCAGCUGUCAAAACCAGAUCAUCUGCGUACAACAAUUCCCAUGGAUCUCCUUUUCUGCACUCUUUUGUUGCUUCCUCCAUAACUAUAAUGAAUAAAAGUGGACCAAGAACCGAACCCUGAUGAACGCCAACUCCAAGUCUGUUGAUGUCCAACCUGCCACUCUUACUCUUGAUUUGGUGCCUUCAUACAGAGCCAUCACCAAUUCAAUCAGCCUCUCUGGAACAGUCUGGAUUAUUCUUGUAAUAAUUAAUUUUAUUCCUGCUGUAUUAUUCCUGUCUGUUUAUUCAAGCCAGAGUGUGUAUCGUCUGUGUGUGUGUGUGUGUGUGUGUGUGUGUGUGUGUGUGUGUGUGUGUGUGUGUGUGUGUGUGAGAAAUAUCAUUAUAAAGAAAGAAA
Neoarius graeffei (lesser salmon catfish) is the source of this 849-nucleotide messenger RNA. Its product is annotated as ninjurin-1-like. The transcript has 4 exons. Gene Ontology annotation, biological process: tissue regeneration; cell adhesion. Lineage: Eukaryota; Metazoa; Chordata; Actinopteri; Siluriformes; Ariidae. Gene Ontology annotation, cellular component: membrane. The record is from RefSeq and is a predicted model, not a curated record. The coding region runs from base 22 to 435 and encodes 137 amino acids.